AUGCCCUCAAAACAAAACACUCAGUAUUAGUGUCACCACUUCAGUAGAUUCCCAAGUGAGCUGUGUAGUGUUUUGAAGACAACGUUGCAGAAGAUUAAAAAAAAAAAAAAAAUGGCGGAUUUACGUGACGAGCACGGAAACCCGAUCCAACUGACGGACGAGCACGGCAACCCGGUCGUGUUGACGGACGAGCACGGCAAUCCCAUGCACCUCACCGGAGUCGCGAAAACCGAGGGUACGGCUGCAGCCACUACUGGCGAGCAGCAGCUGGGGAAGCAGAUGGAAGAGGAGCGCCGCCGCGAAGGCGAGAGGGCCGAACUUCAGCGAUCUGGCAGCAGCUCAAGUUCCAGCUCGUCGGAGGAUGAUGGGCAAGGCGGGAGAAGGAAGAAGAAGGGAUUAGGAACAAAAAUAAAGGAGAAGCUGACAGGUGGGAUUGGAAUUGGAAAGCACAAGGAUGAGCAAGUACAGUCCUCAAAUAUAACAACUACAAUCCCAACAACGAUGACUGCCGCUGACCCAGCUGGCCAAGAACACCCCUACGAGCACCACGAGAAGGAGAAGAAAAGUGUCAUGGACAAGAUCAAGGAGAAGCUGCCUGGCCACCAUAACCACACUUGAAAUCAUAAAUAUCUGUGUGUGUGUGUACACAUAUAUAUGGCCGGUGGGUGUGUGUGUUUGAAUCAUAUGGAUUACGUUGGGAAAAAAAAUGUGGGUUUGAAUUUGUGUGUAGUACUUGUCUUUCAAUGUAUAUGAUGUGUUAAUGUUUUUAAUUUGUUAUUGCUGAGAAUGUGUGCCUAGCUAGGGGGUAAAGAUUUGAGGUAAGGUAAUUAAGGGAGUUGUGUUUGGUGAGGUGAUUAGUGUAAUAAAUCAGCCAAUAAUAUGGAUUUUAUGUGUCAA
Messenger RNA from Morus notabilis, 897 nucleotides. Its product is annotated as late embryogenesis abundant protein. The transcript has 2 exons. The coding region runs from base 112 to 618 and encodes 168 amino acids. Gene Ontology annotation, biological process: response to water. Lineage: Eukaryota; Viridiplantae; Streptophyta; Magnoliopsida; Rosales; Moraceae. The record is from RefSeq and is a predicted model, not a curated record.